AUGGGUCGUAUUCGUAAAAAUGAAGUUUCAGAUGAUUAUUUAUCAAAACAUGAAUAUGAAGAUUAUAAAAAAAAAUUUCCUGAUUCUUUAAAGCAGGGUGUCCCAUUUUCUAAUCAAUGGAAGAUUCAUGGAGAACUUGGAAAGAUUAAAGAAGAAAAUAAAUUUACAACCGCGUUUUUUAAGGCUGCACAAAUUUAUGCCAACACCCCCGAUAGCAGUUCAAGCAGUUCACGAUUCAGAAGAUCCUCUAUAAAUUCUGAAGAAUUUGACAAUGAUCUAGAUCUGACAGCAAGCAGUUCAACACCUCAAAACCAAAUUACUAUCGAUCUCGUUGCUUCUAACGAAAGAAAAAUUAUCCUUGAAUCACAAGAAACUGAAUUCAAAUACACAAUUAAAAACCUUAAAGACACUAUCAAAGACUUUGAAGCUACUAUUAAUGUUCUCAGAAAUAACGAAAUAAAUCUCAAAGUGCAAUAUAAAGAACUUUCAAGAGAAUUAACUUUGUUAAAAAACAAAAAUGAAGAAUCCGAAAAUAGAAAAAAAUAA
Molecule: messenger RNA, 546 nt
Organism: Dentiscutata erythropus
Lineage: Eukaryota; Fungi; Glomeromycota; Glomeromycetes; Diversisporales; Gigasporaceae
Source: the annotation of a GenBank genome assembly